This is a messenger RNA of Eriocheir sinensis (Chinese mitten crab), 1352 nucleotides long. It is a transcript of the gene mRpL35, whose product is annotated as 39S ribosomal protein L35, mitochondrial-like. Gene Ontology annotation, cellular component: ribosome; mitochondrion. Gene Ontology annotation, biological process: translation. Gene Ontology annotation, molecular function: structural constituent of ribosome. The transcript is spliced from 5 exons. The record is from RefSeq and is a predicted model, not a curated record. The coding region runs from base 296 to 910 and encodes 204 amino acids. Lineage: Eukaryota; Metazoa; Arthropoda; Malacostraca; Decapoda; Varunidae.
UGCAGCACGGGGACCUUCAAGAGAAAAUUGGACCUGUUUCUGCCGGGGAUCCCUGAUGAGCCCCUGACCAUAUUAAUAUGCGUAUUAUCCACCUGAAAGGUGCCCUGCGCAUUAUCAUUCAGAUCCAGGAGUGGAGCAAAGUGUAGGGGCGGUGGACUCCCAAGUCGACCGUGGUGAACAUCAAGAACAACAAGACAAGACCACACUCAGUUAGGGACUGUGCGACUCAAGUUCGAGAGCGUCUUGGUACGAGCAAGGGACGACUGGCGGCCCGGCGAGGAGCAGCAGGAGCAGGAUGUUGCGUUCCUUGUGCUGCCAGCUCACAGCACAUGGCAAGGCUGUUGGUGUUGCCCUCAGACCUGCACUUCAGGGGGGCCUCAGAGGAUAUGCCGGGCCCAGUGCCAUCCUGCCCAGCCAGAACUUUGUGUGUCAGUAUGGCACUGGUGUGCGGCAGAUGGGUCUCUUGUCUCUGAAGAAUGUUUCUGGGUUCCACUCAAUCCUGAACACCAAGUUAGGGGUGCCAGCAGCACUGCCUAGACUAUCACCCCUUGUUCUCCCCCCUGCUACCACCAUCCCCAGUCGCUCAUUGGUCAAGUGGUCGAUGCAGAAGGGCAAGCGGAAGUCAGUCAAGCCUGUUCUAAAGCGUUUCAAGAGACUGCACUGGGCCGGACGUGGCAUCUGGAUCAGGCCGAGAGCAGGUGCCAAAAAGAGAGUCUGGAAGAAGUCACCGGCACAGAGGCUGAGGUGCAAGACACAUGUUUUCUGCAAUUCAACACAGUCAAAUAUGUUGGAUAAGAUGGUGACCAAAUACUGGAGGAAAAUGAGGCACUACCCAGAUGAUCCUUAUGGCCCUUAUAUGAGGAGAGAAAACUUCAGCCUAACAAACAGAUACCCGAGGGAGUUUUACUAAUGGUCAUGAGGUACAGUGUGUUUGCCACUUCAUCCACAUCCUUCCAGUCGGUGCUCAUCAAGAAAACACUGCUCUGUAAAAGUAAAACUGAUCCGAGGUAUUAAACUGAACCAUCAUUAAAUUAGAAUGUCUUUAUUUUGAGUAGUUCAUUUUUAUUACCACAUAUUUUAUUACCUCAUAUUUUUUCAUCACUCAGUCUUGCAGGGUAGUGUUUUGGAUGAACAUGUUAGUUGGAUGGUGUGAACAAUGGGCAAACAUACCCUACUGGAGUGUUCGUAUAUAUCAGCCGCAUAUAUCAGCUGGACCACAACUCCAGCAGCCUGAUAAUGUGGGUUAGAGCAGUGUGACAUCUAAGAAGCAGACCACGAUUCUCCUACUCUCCUUUGUUUGUAUGAUUUUUUUUUAUAUAAUGUAGUGUAAAUAAAAAUUAGUAUAGCUUUAA